GGGAAGUCUCGCGAGAAGACGCCGUGUGGGCCGGAAAGAUGGCGCCUCCCAGUCCCGCGGAGCCCAAGGCGCCGUCAGCGGCCAGUGCGACCGCGUCGGAAGCAGAGAUGGUGCUGCCGGGCUUUCGGGAUGCAGACAGCUUCGUGAAGUCUGCCCUGGGCUUGGUGGUGGCAGUCACCAAGGCGUCUGGGGGCCUGCCGCAGUCUGGUGACGAGUAUGACUUCUACCGGAGCUUCCCCGGCUUCCGGGCCUUCUGUGAGGCGCAGGGAGACCGGCUGCUGCAGUGCAUGAGCAGGGUCAUGCAGUACCACGGCUGUCGGAGCAGCAUCAGAGACCGGAGCAAGGUGACCGAGCUGGAGGACAAGCUGGACUUGCUGGUCGACGCCAAUGAUGUCAUCCUGGAGAGAGUGGGUAUCCUGCUGGACGAAGCAUCAGGUGUGAAUAAGAACCAGCAGCCUGUCCUCCCAACAGGACUACAGGUCCCCAAAACAGUGGUGUCCAGCUGGAACCGAAAGGCAGGAGAAUACAGUAAAAAAACAAAAUCUGAAACAUUCCGGCUGCUUCAUGCAAAGAACAUCAUCCGGCCUCAGCUUAAAUUCCGAGAGAAGAUCGACAAUUCCAACACCCCAUUUCUCCCCAAAAUCUUCAUCAAGCCCAAUGCUCAGAAGCCCUUACCUCAAGCACUCUCCAAGGAGAGACGGGAGCGCCCGGACCGUCCUGAGGACUUGGAUGUCCCCCCUGCGCUGGCCGACUUGAUCCAUCAGCAGAGAACCCAGCAGGUGGAGCAGGACAUGUUUGCACAUCCUUACCAGUAUGAGCUGGACCACUUUACUCCACCAGACUCCGUCCUCCAGAAACCGCAGCCCCAGUUGUACAGACCUGUGGAAGAAACACCUUGCCAUUUUGUGUCCUCUCUGGACAAACUAGUGGAACUCAAUGAAAAGCUGCUGAAGUGUCAAGAAUUUGCUGUGGAUUUGGAGCACCAUUCCUACAGGAGCUUCCUGGGGCUGACCUGCCUGAUGCAGCUCUCCACGCGCACCGAAGACUUCAUCGUAGACACCCUGGAGCUGCGCAGCGACAUGCACAUCCUCAACGAGAGCUUCACGGACCCUGCCAUUGUCAAGGUCUUCCAUGGUGCUGAUUCGGACAUAGAGUGGCUCCAGAAAGACUUUGGGCUGUAUGUGGUGAACAUGUUUGACACGCACCAAGCGGCACGACUCCUCAACCUGGGCAGGCACUCCCUCGACCACCUGCUGAGGCUCUACUGCGGGGUCGAGGCUGACAAGCAGUACCAGCUGGCGGACUGGAGGAUACGACCCCUCCCUGAAGAAAUGCUCAGCUACGCCAGAGAUGACACCCACUACCUGCUUUAUAUUUAUGACAAAAUGAGGCAGGAUCUGUGGGAGCGAGGCAACAGCCAGCCCGUGCAGGCUCAGGUGGUGUGGCAGCGGAGCAGAGACAUCUGCCUAAAGAAAUUUGUGAAACCCAUCUUCACGGAUGAGUCCUACCUUGAACUCUAUAAGAAGCAAAAGAAGCAUCUUAACACACAGCAGUUGGCAGCCUUUCAGCUGCUGUUUGCCUGGAGGGAUAAAACAGCUCGGCGGGAGGAUGAGAGUUAUGGAUACGUCCUGCCAAACCACAUGAUGCUUAAGAUCGCUGAAGAGCUGCCUAAGGAGCCUCAGGGCAUUAUAGCUUGCUGCAAUCCUAUUCCGCCUCUUGUCCGCCAGCAAAUCAAUGAAAUGCAUCUUCUAAUCCAGCAGGCUCGGGAGAUGCCUCUGCUGAAGUCUGAAGUCCCAACUGGAGUGAAGAAGAGUGGCCCAGUUCCCAAUCCGGAGAGAUUGGAGAACGUUCUCUUUGGACCCCAUGACUGCUCUCACACCCCACCAGACGGCCACCCUGUCCUCUCAGCCCCUGGGCCUGCGCCAGUGAGGAGACAGGCAAGCCUAUUCUCUGACCAGAGAGAAGAGGAGGAUCCACUGGGAAACAGAUGCCUCAUUGCCGCCGCUGUCAUCACGUUAUUUAACGAACCUAGCACGGAAGAAAAUGGAAAAGUUCCAUUAACCGUGGCACAGAAGAAAGCCCAGAACAUCAUGGAGUCCUUCGAAAACCCCUUUCGGAUGUUCCUGCCUUCACUCGAGCACCACGCACACAUCUCCCAGACAGCAAAGUUUGAUCCGUCGUCGAAAAUCUACGAAAUCAGUAACCGUUGGAAGCUGGCGAGCCAGGUCCAGGUACAAAGAGAAUCUAAGGAAACUGCCCAGAAGAAGGCCGCUGAGCAGACAGCUGCCCAGGACCAGGCGAAGGUGGAGCAGCAGGUGGAACCGCAAGUGGUGGCGGGGGAGCCAGUGUCCGUCCGCCAGCAGGCAGCCCUGGAAAAUGCCGCCAAGAAGAGGGAGUGGGCGCCGAGUGGCCUCGGAGGUGCCGAGCAAAAGCUGGAGAAGAAGCGGCCCAGAGUCUCCAAGACGCCCCGAGAGCCGGCUCCACCGCAGGAGGACUUCACCCCUUACGACUACAGCCAGUCGGAUUUCAAAGCGUUUGCUGGAAACAGCAAGUCCAAGCCGUCCUCCCAGUUUGACCCAAACAAACAGGCCCUGUCUGGCAAGAAAUGCCUCGCAGCCAAGAAGCUCAGACAGCCAACAGGAAACAAAAGCAUGUCCUUCCCAACGGGAAAGUCUGACAGAGGUUUCAGGCACCACUGGCCGAAGAGAUAGAGAGUGUUGGACGAGAUACUUGGGGCCCCCCGGUGGACCAGAAGCACCAGGCAGCGGCAGCACGGGCUUUGUACAGACUCAUUUUAAACUAUUAAAAAAAAUUCUUAUGAGAAGGAA
Messenger RNA from Erinaceus europaeus (western European hedgehog), 2828 nucleotides. RefSeq names its product exosome component 10 (gene EXOSC10). Bases 39 to 2711 code for a protein of 890 amino acids. The record is from RefSeq and is a predicted model, not a curated record. Gene Ontology annotation, cellular component: nuclear exosome (RNase complex); nucleolus. Gene Ontology annotation, molecular function: nucleotide binding; 3'-5'-RNA exonuclease activity; nucleic acid binding. NCBI's taxonomy places the organism in Eukaryota, Metazoa, Chordata, Mammalia, Eulipotyphla, Erinaceidae. Gene Ontology annotation, biological process: nuclear polyadenylation-dependent CUT catabolic process; nuclear polyadenylation-dependent snoRNA catabolic process; nuclear polyadenylation-dependent snRNA catabolic process. The transcript has 25 exons.